GAUGACUGAAGAGGGGCUGGAACCUUGAGUGAGGUUGAGGGAGCUGUGGUGCCUAAACGUCUGUGUUUGUAUACUGUACUUGCUUGCAGGGAAGGGGUGGAGAGACAGAUAAGGGGUUGCAAUCACCUGGAUUAAUGCAAAACUUCCUCCACCUUUGUUUUCAGUUUAGUAAAACCGUUGCAGAGCAGAACAAGAAUGAGGCAUAGCUGGUUCAAAGGAUCUCUGGUGCUCGUCGUGGCGGUUUCGGCCUUGCUGUACCUCGGCUCCAUCAAGAGAGAAGUCCACAUCCACUCGCAGAGACUCCAGAGGGCCCAUCACAAUGAAUCCAUCAGGGGUCAGGGGAUGCUGAAGCGGAUGGACAAGAUAGAGGACAACAUCAACAGGCUGCUAAAUCUGAUGGAAAUGAAUGACAAGAGGGGAAAGGAGGCUGAGAUGAAGAAGGAGAAGAAGGUGGUGAAGAAGUUGGUGAAGAAGCUGUACCCAAACUCUUAUCUGUUCAUCAAGUGGGGCGAUCAUCUGUCUGAAGAGGAGCAAAAAGAAGCCGAGAUGUUGUUUCAGAGAUACGGAUACAACGCUUUCCUCAGCGACCGGCUGCCUCUCAACCGAGACAUCCCUGACACGCGGCCCGCCAGAUGUGCAGAGAAAAACUAUCCAGAUGACUUGCCGUCGCUCAGCGUUGUCUUGAUCUUCCUGAACGAAGCUCUUUCGAUCAUCCAGAGGGCCGUCCGCAGCAUCAUCGACAAGACUCCUGCUCGGCUGCUGCAGGAAAUCAUCCUGGUGGACGAUCACAGCACCAACGCGGAUCUAAGGGAUAAACUGGACGAAUACAUCCACUCCAUCAACCAAGAGCGUCCUGGUCUGGUGAAAAAACUGCGGCACUCCGAGCAGCUGGGCCUCACCCAGGCCAGACUGUCAGGGUGGAGGACUGCUGUCGGGGACGUUGUGGCCAUCCUGGAUGCUCACAUAGAAGUCCACGUGCAAUGGGCAGAGCCCCUGCUGGCUCGCAUCAAGGAGGACCGCACCGUGAUCCUGACACCAGUUUUUGACAAGGUCGGCUUUGAUGACUUGAAAAUCACUCCGUACGACCCUUCUGCUCAUGGCUUUGACUGGGCUAUGUGGUGCAUGUACGUGAGCUUCAAACCCGAGUGGUACGCCUUGAAGGACAACUCUCAGCCUGGCAAGUCUCCCUCCGUCAUGGGGAUACUUGUUGCUGAUCGUAAGUUCUUUGGGGAGAUCGGAAGCCUCGAUGGCGGGAUGAAAAUAUACGGUGGCGAAAAUGUGGAGCUCGGCAUCCGGGUGUGGCUGUGUGGAGGCAGCAUAGAAGUGAUUCCUUGUUCCAAAGUUGCCCACAUUGAGCGAAUACAUAAGCCUUACCUCCCAGACAUGCAUGCCAUGAUGAAGCGUAAUGGCCUGAGGGUGGCAGAGGUCUGGCUGGAUGAAUACAAGUACCACGUCAACGUUGCCUGGAACCUUCCCAUACAAAAUCAUGGGAUUGACAUCGGAGAUGUGACGGAGAGAAAGAAGCUCAAGGAGAGGCUGAAGUGCAAGCCCUUUCGGUGGUACCUGGAUAAUGUUUACCCUUUGCUGCAACCCACGACGGACCUGUUUGGUUACGGAGCUCUGAUCAAUGACCGGGCUCCGGGUAAGUGUGUGGAUCAAGGGCCGACGCCUGGAGACACACCCAUCUUAUAUGGUUGCCACUUCCACAGCUCUCAGUACUGUAGCUACCACACUGAUGGACAACUCCACAUCGGCGCUUUCAAAUCGCACAAACAGUUAACCGACCGCUGCGUGGUGGACCCCGGCUCCGGGCUCCUCCCGGGACUGUACAACUGCAAACCGGCCCAGAAGACACGUCAUAUGUUAUGGGAUUUUAAACAGGGCGGUGCUAUCAGGAACAGGGACACGGAGAGAUGUCUGGAGGUGACACGAGGCCAAGACGGCUCCUUCAGACUCGUCGUUCAGCAGUGCACUUCUCAAGUCUGGAAGAUACAGCACGUCUUUGGGGGCGACGGGCCACAGAAACGGCGUCUUUGAGCCGCACGGCAAACCAGCAAAAUGCACUGGUCAGAACUUAUGUCCAUUUUGUUUGAAUGUUUUAUUUACAUCGCUUUUUCUCUUUCUUGACAAACAAUAUGUGAGUUAUGGCCUUAAUUCAUAUUGCAUCAGUGAUUGGACUUUGUACUGAUGCAAAAAAAUAACUUUACUCUCUCGCAAGGAUGGUUAAUUGGUUUUUCCUUCUUUCCCAGAGGAUUUAAAAGAAAUGAGUACAAUGAUGAUCACAGUACCUUCCCAAAACAAGGUGUGGUAUGAUGACCUAAAUAAAGCUCCUUCUUCUUUUUAAAGACUGCUGAUGGCCCGUAAGUCUUCGUUUUAGUUGAAUUGUAAUCCCAACGUCAUUCAAGUCAAACAGGAUCCGCUGAGUUUCAGUUGUCAUGAGUUUUUAGAGAUGAAAGCGUCCCAUUUUUUCCGCCACGAGACGAGAGCUGCAUCCUUCAGAGCAGUUGACAUCGAGCUGUAUCUGCAACAGAGGAAACGAUCAAGUCGCAUAACUGCAACAUCAUCGCAGGAAAUGCACUAGUCGUUUUUAUUAUGGUAAUAUUUUUGGCUUAUAAAGUUCUUGCUGAUCACAAAAAUCUAACUUCUUGUAGGAAGUGACCGAUGUUUUACUGCAACAGUUUCAGGGAAGGUGCAGUAAAGAUACCCAGCACACACGGCAAAUAAAGAGCUCUAUGUACGAAAGGUGAGAAUAGGGUUGGUUGUCGUUUGAGGCUAAAUGGGCAUGAAACCCUUGUUGGAAACGCGUCCUACCAAAACAGACCAUCAAGAGCAAAAUUAAACCAAUCAGCUCAACAAACAACCAGCCAGUUAGUAAACUCUCGUCAAAGAGAAUUGAGAGAAAACAUCCACUCCACCCCAACAAGCCUGUUUGCCUUUGUCCUUUUUAACCAGACGGAGUGGCAAGAAGGAAACACAAAAGUGAAUCAUGUCUAAACAACUUACAAUCAAAUUAUGUCGUUGCAUAAUUGCUGAAAAAGGUGGCAAGAGUCGUGGUGGCCUUGAAAAUAAUAGGCAGAAAAUUGUAUAUUGUUUCAAAUUUAAAGUGUUUGUUUAUAUUUCAAAAAUAACACCCAAUUCUAACAGUUUUCUUUCUAAUAUUUCCAUGUAUCUCUAUAAAUACAUUGGGGAAGUUUAUUUUUCUAUACAUUGUUUUAAUUUUUUUGCAUUUUCUUAAUUUUCUGAAUCUAUUUUCUAUUGUUUUAAUUCUCGGGGUGAUGCAGAGGAAAGUAUGUAUCGGACAACAACUGCAACUUUAAAAACUGAGAAAAUCUACAUUUAUAUUACAAAGCAAAAAUGUUUUAAAUAUGCAUUUAAAAGUAGAAUUUCUUCACAGUUAAUUAACUUGGGACCUUGCGAGUCACUGGACUGUUACAUUUAUCUAAGUGUCUUAACCCGCCGUCUGCAAUCUUGGGUUUAAACCAAGUACAGAGAAGUUUGUUUUAUUUUGCUCAGUAGGUCCCUGUAAAAGGGGCUUUAGUUUUUACGAUGGUGUAAGAUUUAUUUUUGUGUAUUACUUCCUGAUCAUCUUAAUUGCAUCCUCCACGAUGUGAGACGUAGAAGAUUUAUAUCCCCUAGAAAAUAAUGUAAACAAAGAAAAAAAUGUUCCCAGCUGGUAACUUACAUUAGUCCUUAUCUUUACAACCGUCUUCUACAACUGCCAAUGAAUAAGCGCCAUGAACGAGCAUCAAUUUGCACAGUGCCCUGCAAACUAAAUUUAGCAUGUACACAACAUACCAAAUUAGAGGCAAUUAUUUGCUACAUAAAGUGUUCCGUCUGGGAAUUAAAUUCCCGUUUAUUUGCUUCUCAAACAUUCCCAGUGUCCCUUUCACCUAAAAUCUGGCAUUUUUACUGCACAAACUAAUUUUUAUCUGAAUUUGAGCGUUUUAAUCAGAAUUAGGUUUAUUGGCCAAGUAGGAACAUGCCAGACAGGGAAUUUGACUCCGGUUGUUUUGCUCACUGUACCCAGAUUUAAAUAGUUGCAAACAGUAAUAGACAAAUGGCUCCUAUUAGCCUAUACAACUUAAAAGAAAAAAAAGUGAAAGGUGCAGCAGUAUGAGGUAGACGUAAUUAAUGAAAGGUGCAUUGUUACAGCAUAUGAUUCCAUUUUAGGAGUCUUUAUAUAUGAGAAAAUGACCAAAAACCUGUAGACCGAAUAUUAUCAUCAUUAUUAUUAUCUUUCAUCUGUACUAAAUCAAAGAUCAAGUCUGUAAGGUCAAACUGUAACCAUCAGCAGAUUUUAUGAACAUCUAAUGGAGGUUUCUGACCUGUGUGUUUCUGAUUUUAUGCUCACUGAUAUUCCCUUCCCGAGGCAGACGGCUCUGCAAGGAGGCGUUUCCUCUCUGGUCCCUCUGUGUACAUUUUUACUUCAUAUUUUCUUUUUAAUUAUUUUUAUUUAUUUUUUUAUUAUGUUGUGUGUAUGUGAGGGGUGGGGGGGUUUGAGCCCGGUUUUUACCUUUAAAUUGUACAAUGUUUAAACAUGUAAAGCACUCUGUGCUACAUACAGGACUGUCUCAGAAAAUUAGAAUAUUGUAAUAAAGUCCUGUAUUUUCUGUAAUGCAAAAAUGUCAUACAUUCUGGAUUCAUUACAAAUCAACUGAAAUAUUGCAAGCCUUUUAUUAUUUUAAUAUUGCU
Messenger RNA from Cololabis saira (Pacific saury), 4692 nucleotides. RefSeq names its product probable polypeptide N-acetylgalactosaminyltransferase 8. NCBI's taxonomy places the organism in Eukaryota, Metazoa, Chordata, Actinopteri, Beloniformes, Belonidae. The coding region runs from base 196 to 2037 and encodes 613 amino acids. Gene Ontology annotation, cellular component: Golgi apparatus. The record is from RefSeq and is a predicted model, not a curated record. The transcript has 11 exons.